Messenger RNA from Acaulospora morrowiae, 309 nucleotides. Lineage: Eukaryota; Fungi; Glomeromycota; Glomeromycetes; Diversisporales; Acaulosporaceae. The record is from the annotation of a GenBank genome assembly.
AUGGAUCCACUAGAAAUUCCACCAUCGACACCUUGCACCAAACCAGACCCGGAAUCUGACAUCAAUCGUGCUCGCAUCGUCGCGGCCUCCGUAAGGAAAGCUUGUAAUGUUGCUACUAAUAGCAUGGACCAAGACAAGCAAGAUUGGAAAGCUGCGCGUCAGAUAAUUUUACAAGACAAAGUUCUGACUGAAAAUGAAAAGGAUUCAAUUCAUCAUCUUUCCGACGACACCAUAAAAUCCGAAAAAAACUCCGAACCAUCAAAUUUUAACGGAAUUAAUAAUUCCGAAGGGCCCGCAGACUGUCGCUAA